AUGAAUUUUGAUAUUUCUGAUUCCAAUUGGCUAGAGAAUUACCAAAAAGAAGCUAUAUACCGUGCUCUACAAGAAUACAAGCGUGAGGCAGAACGUGUACUUCAAUGGAGCAAACAACUUGAGAGUAAACAAGAAAACUAUGAUAAGCAUUUAAGUCUUGUCAAUAGAUACUGGGAACAAUUAUUAAUUGAUUUGAAGAUGCUUAUUGAUAGAGUUGAUGAUAGCAGUAACUCAGCUCCUCCAAUUGCACAACUUCGUGAUUCAAAUUUUCUUAAACGGCUUACUCAAAUUGAUAAUGAGGACCAAUCAAUUGAGAAAAUUGAAAAUGCAAUCAUUGAAAAAUGUACUAUUACCAAAGAAAUUGUAAAACAACUUUUAGAAAAAAUAAUUUUAUGGAUUGAAAAAAGAAAUAAUCUUAUUAAAGAUUUACAAGGAGAAAUUAAUGAUCCUACAUUAAGAGAAAAUAGAUCAAUUCAAUUACUACAAUCAGAAAAUCAAGAUUUAAACCAAGUUUAUAUACACGUUAAUAAAGAAAUUGACGUACUCCAAGAAAAAACUCACUCUAUGACAUUUGAGAUGACAAAAAAUCAACUUGGAGAAAAGAUAGAGAGAUUAGAAUCAACUGAGGAACAAUUAAGACAAGCUGAGAAACGUAUGGAUAAAUCAAAAAGUGUUACUCUUGGAUAUUGGUCUGGUGUUAAAACUCAAACUUUGCAAGAAUCACAAUCUAAUGAUAAUAAUUCAAAACAAUUGGAAGAAAAAUUAUUUCAAUUUCAAUCACUUUCAGAGUCUCGUUUAAAAGAAGUAGAAGAAAUAUCAAAAGAAAAGGCUAAUUUAAAAAUAGAGAUUAAUAACCUUCGUGAACAAGUAGUUAAUAAACCAAUCAAUGAAUUAAUCAUUAAUACAUUAUAA
Entrophospora sp. SA101 is the source of this 912-nucleotide messenger RNA. The record is from the annotation of a GenBank genome assembly. NCBI's taxonomy places the organism in Eukaryota, Fungi, Glomeromycota, Glomeromycetes, Entrophosporales, Entrophosporaceae.